UAGAACAGCACCUUCUUUCUUUUACGUUCUUUAUUUGCUUUACUUCCACCUAUUUCUCUUUACCCUUUUCCGGGGGAUUUUUUUUCUUUACCUCUUUCAGCAUUAUUUUGCCUUUUUAUAUUUUUAUCUACGCAGACACACACAUACAUACAUAAUUUUCUAAACAACAGAUAAAAGCCAUGUCAACUAAUGUGUCGAAUGAGCAGACACCACUCCUUCCAAACAGUAAACCAGUGAAACAGUGCAAGAAAAAGGCAUGCUGCUCGUCAAAUUCAGGCUGCUGUUCAUCAAAGCCAGAUCAAGGUUGUAAAUCAUCUACCACUGCCGAUGACGAUGAUUACUGUCAUUUGGUUGAUCAACCCUGGGAGUAUAAAAUGCUUGCACUCUUAUGCGCACUCUUCUUAGCAGUUGGUAGUCAUUUUGCUGCUCACACACUGGGGGCCAUGAAAGGCACUAUUAAAGAGAAAUUUGAUAUCACGAAUUCGCAAUAUGGCGUGCUUCAAUCAAGCGUGGCCAUUGUAAAUACCAUAUUACCUGUUGUUGGUGGCAUCUUUGUCGAUGCAUUUGGCACAAUACCUGGGUCUAUUCUUACCACACUACUCAUUACCUCGGGAAACACACUUGUUGCUCUUUCCACAUCGUCUUCAAAUUUAACCAUGAUGAUCACAGGCCGCAUUCUAUAUGGAAUCGGAAGUGGUACAGUGGUAAUUGUUCAAGAGACAAUCUUGAGUCAAUGGUUUACCGGAAGAAGCUUGGCUGCAGUGGUUGCACUUAUGCUCACAGUCAGUCGUCUGGCCUCAUUUCUCGCUCAAGCAAUCGUUGUACCAAUUGCUCGUUGGACCGGGUGGUAUGGUUAUGCUUUCUGGUUUUCAGCCUUGUUGUGCGUCCUUUCAAUGUUUGUAAACUUGGGGUAUAUUAUCCUGUUGCGGUCUAUUUCUGAUCCAGCCGCAACAUGUAAAAAACAGAUCGAAGUUAUCAAGCGCAAGAAAUCGUUCCGUUGGUCCAAACUACUCUACUUGCCUCAUUCGUUUUGGCUUGUAGCAGCCAUAGAAUUUUUGCUGGGCGGUACCUGGGGUUGCUUCUUACAUAUUAACAGUGAAUAUGUUAAGUUUCGAUUCUCGUACGAUGAAGGUGAUGCAGCAUUCACUGCCAGUGUCGCACAAAUCUUACCUGUCAUCCUGAUGCCAUUUCUUGGGGUUGUUGUUGAUAGAUUCGGAAAGCGUACAUGGAUGAUGAUUGGAAGUGGAGCUUCUAUGCUGCUAUCUCUUGUCUUGCUCCAGUACACCUAUAUCCCACCUGUGAUCGGCAUGCUGAUUUUUAGUAUCAGUCUGUCGCUUGGUCCAGUAGGUUUAGUUUCCUCAGUGCCUGUUAUCCUGCCUCUUUCUUUGGUGGGUACUGGUAUGGGUCUAGUCAAAUCCGGUACCAAUAUUGGUGCAGCUCUCUUUGAUAUUGCCACUGGCCUGUUGCAAGAUGCCGACCCUCAUAAAGGAUACGAUGGAGUGAUUGUUUUCUUUAUUGGUAUUGCAUCAUUGGCGAUACUAGCCGGAAUUGUUUUAAGUAUUCUCGACAAGACUAUAUAUCACAGUGUUUUGGAUCAAUCUGCACAAUCCGUGUGGAAACUUCGAGAAACAAAGUUGGGAAAUCCUCGACCAAAGGCACAAGAGAAAAUCUUGGCCAAUUGGCUCUACAUUGGUACUUAUGCCAUCUUAGCUACCAUUAGCUGGGUUCUCUUCUUCCACUUUGUUCUCUUUUCAAAGCCUAAAAAGUAGGCUAGAUUCCUCCGUAUAAUUUUUCCCUCUUUCUCUUUCUCUCAACAUCACUCACACACCUAUCUUUGUAAAUAAGCCUUAUAUUCUCUUUUUGUUCUUCUAUUUAUUUAUUUUAGACAAGCCUUUACUUCUUAUUCUUCUUUACAGUGAUUCAUAAUGGUAUCCGUGUACAUAAUAGAAACCUUUUCUUAACC
Molecule: messenger RNA, 1963 nt
Organism: Phycomyces blakesleeanus NRRL 1555(-)
Lineage: Eukaryota; Fungi; Mucoromycota; Mucoromycetes; Mucorales; Phycomycetaceae
Exons: 7
Coding region: 180-1769 (529 amino acids)
Biological process (GO): transmembrane transport
Molecular function (GO): transmembrane transporter activity
Source: RefSeq, a predicted model, not a curated record